AAGUCUAUACCAGCAUAACGAGCUGCUUCCUGUCGGCAAUUUCCUCCUGCAGCUAAUAGGCCAGCUCUGCAGAGCUAAGGUCGAAUAAUGAUCGGAAAAGCACAUAUGGCGGUGCACAGAGGAUCCAACCACCCGCGCACACGUACGUAGCCCGCUAGCGAAAUCAAAUAGAACCUCUCGGCACACUCGAUCGCAUUCCUGGUAUAAAGAGCCUCUACGUACACCCACACCAGCCGCUGCGAUGUGCAGCAGGAAGAACGUAUCCACCCCGCGCGCACAGCUAUACAUGCCUAGAGGUGCCGAUGGAGCCGCGAGAUAGCCCCUCGGCCUCGGCGGCGCGCUUUUGUGUGUCUAUACACGUAUAUUAUGUAUGUAUACACAUGCAUACCGGCGGUGCAACAAUUACACCGAGCGGCUCGAGCCCCCGUGUCAGUCAACGCAAAGCCGCGUCCGACCACAUUGCGCUCGCUACUACUUGCUCCUUGCACAAGGACCUCCUAUUGCUCGUCGCUUCGACUUACGAUGACGCGCAGAGGAAGACUCGAUCGCUCUGGGAGUGGAAGCUUUAGCUGAGGAAAAUGCGGUGAUUAGCGUGAAACACACGAGGGACGAAAGGACGAUGGAGGAGCCGAUCGGGACGAUGCCGGAUAACGCCGGCAGGAGCAGGCCACCGACGCCCCCGCCGAUGCCCAGCACGCCCAGGACUGUAAUCUGCCGACCCUGCGAGCUGCGCCGCGAGAAACCUACUUACCUCAGGGAUAGAGAGCGGAUCCUCUAUCCGAGAAACACGAGAACUCUGGCCAAGACGCCGGUAACAGGUGGUACACCCAUCGACGAGGAGACAUGCAUGGCCUUGCGAAUGUUGGUCUUUGGGAGCUGUGCAAGUCCACCAAAGGCCGAGUGGGCUCGGACCGGUCUGACGCUUAGAGCAGUCGGUCAGAACUUGAGCUUCGGUUUGAGGGCACCUCGAAACUCCACUAGGGGACUCAUCACCGCGGUUCAGGCGAUAAUGCUCAAGCACUUUCUGUUCAAACUCACCAAGCAGGAGACACGCUGUUCGCCGGAUGUGUUGCUGAAGCCGAGCUACGAGAAGCAGGUGGUGGUUCUGACCGCCUCGAUAGCCGAGAUAAUCUGGCGAUGCGCGGGUGGCUUCGCGGUGCAGAACGCGAGCGCGAGCUUCAACAGCGCGGCCAGCAGCCUCAACAUACCCAAAGCUGUGGUGGUUCUGCCGCAGGAGACGCCGUAUCUGCAGCACAGCGUGCAAUACUUUCAGGAUGGACUGACGGAAACUUUACACUUAUUCGAGUUCACGACUUUGGAUGAUCUCGAAAUUUUUAUUAAGAGAUAUUUAUACUUGUUUCAAGACGAAGGGGGUCCAGGUGCAAAGAUACUCUUAUACAGUGCCAUUUUAUCCCGAGGAUUAUCCAAGGUCCGAAACGACAUGGAAGAUCCCAGGGCAUCGAUUCUAAGCGGUUGUCCCGAAGAGGGUCCUUUAUCUCUGGUCGUCCUCGCGAUCACCGGUAGAGCGUCACCCCACCUCCACAACGGCGUGAUUCACGUCGGCGAUGAAAACACUUACGCCAUACCGCAAUGGGGUGUGCUGGUCCGUAGCGAGAUCGGCUUCCUGGUGCACGAGGGUGACACCACGGCCAGCAAGCAGCCCGGUUCCAGGCUAAAAACGCCAAGCUUGCCAAUUUGGGUGACUCUCUGUCUGGGACACCACGGAGUCCUUUUCAACACCAACAGAGAACUGCUGAGGAACUAUCACGCUGAGAGGCGGUUCGAUCUGCAGUACUACACUUGCGGUGGGAGUCAUGCUACGUUAACCGUGGAUACCAGAGCCCGAGAAAACGCAUCGGGAAUCGAGGGCUCCGCCGCCAGGGAGACCAUGGACAUCGCUGCUACUCCGCUCGAGAAACUCAUUCAUUCCAAAUGGCAGGACGCGCAGGUCCAGUGGAACGGAACACCAGUGCUUUGAAGAGAACGACUCCAUCACGGCUCGUCUAAUCCAUCCUGACGUUACUUUUGCACCUGGCGAACCAGAGGCAAAAACUCGACGGGGACAGAGAGAGAGAGAGAGAGAGAGAGAGAGAGAGAGAGAGAGAGAGAGAGAGAGAGAGAGAGAGAGAUUUACUUGUAGACGGCAAUUAUAGUCGUCGGGCUCUGCAAACAUCGAUUUCAACAUUCGAUUUACCGUAAUAAUUUGCAGCGUUUCUCGAGGUGGUCUCGAAUAUUUGUCGGUGCUUGAUGUUGUUUUACGGCUUUGCCGAGUUUUCUUGCGACGAAUUGAUUCGAAAAUGAUCAAAAUUUUUUCUAUAAUGCCGCGGAAAUUGCAAUUGGAUUGUUAGCGAGUUUAUGGAUUUGAAAAAAGCAUCUUGAGUUGACGAUGAUUGGUGAAAAAUCGAUUAUUUUUAUAGAAAUGUGAUUGUAUAGAAAUUCGUGGAGAACAAUGUUAGGAUCGUUAUGAAAGACAAAUUUUAUUUAAUGACAGUUUUGGUAUCAGAAAUUGUAUAUCGAAGCGAUAUUAUAUUAUAUAGCAUAUAUUUAAUGUUUAAAAAGCAUGUGUAAGAAAUGCUAUAGAUGAAUUGGAUGUCGUGUAAAGUAAUUACAUUAUAUGAAGAUUAUUACACUUGAUGUUUAUAGUUUAAACUAUAUCCCAGCGUAAAUAAAAAUAUAAAUUCUGUUUGAAAGUGAUGUUCUAUUUUUGAGAAAAAUUGAUUGUAUUUAUUGUAAGACAUAAGAGUGAUAGAGAUAUAGUUAUUCCGAUAUCAAUGUAAUAAGCACAUCUUUGCUUAAACAAACAUAUCUGAAAAGUUUCUUUCAAUGUUAAACAAUGAAAAAAAAAAAUAGAUAACCAAUAUAAAAUACUUCUUCGAUGAUAUCAAGCACAAACUGCAGUCUGUGCGAGGCGGGUACAUCGAUCUUGGCAAACAUGGUGAUCAUUUUCUUACAGCCAUAGCAUUAUCGAUUUGCAAGUAAGCGUCUCGCGCUUCGUUCCCGUCGUGUGUAUAACGACGUCUUUUGUAAACUAUGUGUCACGUCAUUUACAGGUACUACGCUCAAUUCUGUUUGAAUAUGAACUUUUAAGCUGCAGUGCAUUCUAUCGAUAUAAACUAGAAUUUCAUCUUUAGCUAAUGUAUAAGCAUGAACAUUUUAUCAUAAUUAUUACAAAUAGUAAAAUUGCAUUAAGUUGUACAAAUAAUUAGAACAUGUAAAGCAACGAUUACUAAAGUAUCAAAAUAUAUUAGUAUUAAUCAAUAUAGAGUUAGGCGCCAACGAAAUUUUGUUACUAAUUUCUCCGUCUAUAGAUAUAACGACUCAUAUAAUACAACAUUUCAAAUAUGAGAUAGCAAAAAGCAUCGAAGGACACGAGAGGAAAUAGUCUCCGCGAGUGCAGAGCGUGAGAACUGGGGCCAAGAAGAUCCGAGGGAUUUCGCGGCGCGAUUACGCGACCGCGAAAACUCUCUGCAGUAGAAGAUCCUAUACACAAGGGGGCGGUGAUCCGACUCGCGUCAUUAGCCCGUGAAAUGGUCGUACGCUGCGGCCGUGAGAAGAGCCGCGAGUCGCUGCCUGUAAUAUCGAUGCAACUUGCGAUGAAAGGAAACGCGCCGGCGGCCUUUUCUCUCUUCCUUUCUCACUCUCGCUACUGCUUCGCUCGUCUUCUCGCCUUCUUUGCUCUCUGCGGUUUCAGCGUCGCUUCUUCUUCUCUUCUUCAUGUUUUCUGAACUAUAGUCGUCUAUUUCGUUGUUCGACUUGAUUAGUGAUAGCAGUUUUUGCCAGCGUUAGGAUAAGCUGAUUAAUUAUGUUAUGUAAAGAUCGGCUAACGAAAUUUUUGAAAAUAUUGCUUUACUGAGAAGUAUAGCCGCAAAGUUACUUCUUUAUUCAUUUUAAGAAUUUCAGUGUGAUAGAAUUUCGCUGUGUUAGAUAGCCAAAUUUACUCGCCUCUACUACGAAAUGAUAAUGUAAAAUUAGGGCUAUAAGGCAAAACACUUUAGCGAGGGAGAACCAAACUUUUAAUCAGAGCCAAGACAUCAUCACACAUUACACCACUGAGUAUACGAAACGUUAUAACAGCAAAUUAUACAGACAU
This is a messenger RNA of Nasonia vitripennis (jewel wasp), 4090 nucleotides long. Its product is annotated as inactive ubiquitin carboxyl-terminal hydrolase MINDY-4B. NCBI's taxonomy places the organism in Eukaryota, Metazoa, Arthropoda, Insecta, Hymenoptera, Pteromalidae. The coding region runs from base 620 to 1978 and encodes 452 amino acids. The record is from RefSeq and is a predicted model, not a curated record. Gene Ontology annotation, molecular function: cysteine-type deubiquitinase activity; K48-linked deubiquitinase activity. Gene Ontology annotation, biological process: protein K48-linked deubiquitination. The transcript is spliced from 10 exons.